AUGACUGCAGAGAGCCCUUCCAAGGAAGAUGGCUUGGCCCAUCGCGAGAAGCCCGACACCACCAAGGCUUCUCCUGCGCUGCGAACCGGAACUCCUCGUGGGAACACUCCUCGGGGCGCAACCCCACGAACUUCAUCCCGAGUUGGCACACCCAAGGCUGGCACUCCGCGCGGGACCCCCAAAGUCAGCACCCCUAAGACAGAAACCCCCGCGAAGAAAUCUGCAGCCGUCGUCUCCGAUUACCCUGCCGAACCCGCCGAUAAGAACCCUGAGCAGAACGGCGACAAGCUCAAUGGCGACGAAGUUAACGGUGUCGAGGUCAACGGCGAUGCGCCAAAACCCGCCAAUCCCGGUUUUAAGGAAGAUGUGGCCAUUGACGAGUUCAUUGAGCAUCGUGUCGACCCCGACAACUCGACCGUCGACAUCAAAGUCAAAUGGGAAGGUGGCGAAACCACCUGGGAGUCAGAAUGGAGUCUGCAAGAGCAGGUCCCCACGCUCGUUUACAAGUACUGGGAGAAGAAAGGAGGCCGAGAGGAGGCGACCCAGCUGGACAUCUACCACGUCUUCAAGAUCCUCAAGUGCAUCCCCGCCGCUGGCAGAAAGAAGACCAGCUACCAAGUCCAGUGGGUCGGCUACAAGCAAAACGACUCUACCUGGGAGAACGAGGAGAAGCUGCGAUUGAUCGCACCGGGUGAGCUGGAGAAGUUCGAGGCUAAGCAGUUGGCUAGCGGCGCUUCUGCCGAGAAGCGCAAGACUGCACGUGGACCUGGACGACCUCGCAAGAAGCCGCGAUACGACGACUGA
Fusarium tjaetaba is the source of this 804-nucleotide messenger RNA. RefSeq lists its product as uncharacterized. The record is from RefSeq and is a predicted model, not a curated record. The transcript has a single exon. Bases 1 to 804 code for a protein of 267 amino acids. NCBI's taxonomy places the organism in Eukaryota, Fungi, Ascomycota, Sordariomycetes, Hypocreales, Nectriaceae.